AUGUCUUUAUUAAUUCAAGGUCCGAAACAACCUGGUAAUGAGAUUGAUGUGUAUUUCUCUCCUUUAACUGAUGACUUGAAAACAUUAUGGAGUCCGGGAUUUGUAGUUCAUGAUGGGUAUAUGAAUGAAAAUUUUCGAUUACGGGCCAUGGUUUUUUGCACUAUCAGUGAUUUCCCGGCCUAUGGGAACUUGUCGGGGUAUGGUACAAAAGGGUCUAAGGCGUGUCCCAUUUGCCAUGAUAACACAUGUUCAAGAUGGUUGAAAUACUGCAAGAAAACAGUGUAUAUGGGCCAUAGAAGAUCACUUCCACCUGAUCACCCAUAUCGUAACAUGGGUAAUCUGUUUGAUGGCUAUAGUGAGUACGGAAGUCUACCCCCACCACCAGAUGGAGAAACUGGAAAACCAAAGACGGAGUUAAUGUUCGAUAUGAAAAUACGACCGAAGCUUGCUCCACAGGAGAAUAGUGAUGGGAAGCGAACAUAUCUGCCAGCAGCCUGUUAUACCUUGUCCAAAGAUGAAAGAACUUCUUUUUGCAAAUGCUUAAAUGGUGUUAAGGUCCCAUCAGGAUAUUCUUCGAACGUUAAAAGGUUGGUUUCGAUGAAAGACAACAAGUUGAUUGGUAUGAAGUCCCACGAUUGCCAUGUUUUGAUGACACAAAUGAUUCCUAUUGCAAUUCGUGGAAUACUUCCGGAACACAUCCGUUAUACAAUAACAAAACUAUGUUUGUUCUUUAACUCUAUCCAUUCAAAAGUGAUUGAUCCCGAAGCGUUGGAUACUUUGCAACAUGAUGUUAUCGUCACUCUGUGCCAACUUGAAAUGUACUUCCCACCUUCAUUUUUUUAUGUCAUGGUUCACCUCGUAUCUCAUAUUGUAUAUGAAAUUAAGGCUUGCGGUCCGGUCUUUCUACGAUACAUGUACCCGUUUGAGAGGUAUAUGGGUAUCUUAAAAAAGUAUGUAAGGAACAGAGCUCGACUAGAAGGAAGCAUUGUUGAAGGUUAUGCUUCCGAGGAGAUUCUUGAAUUUUGUAAUGAUUACCUAAGAGGCUCAAAAAGUAUUGGACUCCCAGAGCGUCGACACAGGGUAGACUGUCAGGGGCUGACAAACAGGAGGAAGAGUGACAAAUUUUUGGCCAUUGAACACAACACAUUUGAAUCAUGGUUAAAAUAUAGAGUAAGUAGGUCAGAAAAUGUGGAUGAAGAAGUGAAAUGGUUGGCAUACAGUCCGAGUGAGAGGGUUACAAAAUAUCAAGGUUAUGAUAUAAAUAGCUAUACAUUUUAUACGAAACAACAAGAUGCAAAGAGUACAAUGCAAAACAGUGGAGUGACGCUAAUAGCUACAACCACAGGAUUCUCCACGAGGUCGUCGAUCGCAAAGGAUUCCUAUUAUGGUGUUAUCGAAGAAAUUGUAGAACUUGAUUAUAAUGCCUUUAGUAUACCCAUGCUCAAGUGUAAGUGGGUGGAAAACCGACGAGGUGUCAAAGUCGACAAUUUUGGUAUCACAACAGUAGACCUUUCCACAAAUGGCUAUGCAUCAGAACCGUUCAUCUUAGCUAAGCUAGCCACCCAAGUAUUCUAUAUCGAGGACCCGAGUAACUCUAGAUCGCAUGUCGUUCUCCAUGGUAAACGACGUAUUCUUGGUGUCGAGAACGUUGUUAAUGAAGAAGAAUACGAUCAACUUGAUGAGUUGCCCCCAUUUUCUACCGAUACUCAAUCAACAAUUGUUGUGGCAGAUAAUACCAUAUACUUGAGAUCCGACCAUGAUGAAGGAUUAUGGAUUGACAAUCCUCGCUCUACUUGA
This is a messenger RNA of Erigeron canadensis, 1797 nucleotides long. RefSeq lists its product as uncharacterized. Lineage: Eukaryota; Viridiplantae; Streptophyta; Magnoliopsida; Asterales; Asteraceae. The transcript has 3 exons. The coding region runs from base 1 to 1797 and encodes 598 amino acids. The record is from RefSeq and is a predicted model, not a curated record.